AAUAAGCUUAAUAAUGAUAAAUAUACAUAUCGAAUAAAAAGCUAUUAUAUACAAGUUAUGGAAUCAAUUGCUAUUUAUUUCUUUACUAUUUUUUGUCAUUAUUUCAUACUUUUUGAAUAAUGAUGAAUAAUUAAUAUCAUGUACGUAAAUCUAAAUAUGUAAAUUUAUCUUUUUUUUUUAUAGGAUUAUAUUUUAUAAAUGCUUCAAAUUUGAUUGACUAAUCAGAACAAGAAGAGCACAGAUAUGCUACGAACUGUUCUGAAAACAUUGUUACAUCGAAUGAAACACGUGGUUUCUCGAUUGUAAUUAUUACACCAUAACCUGCAAUUGUGUGAUGGCUCUCACGUGUUCUGUGAUUGUCAAAUAAUCGCUUUUCAUAUAUAAUUGUACACAAUGUUAAUUGAGAAAUUGUCAAAUUUCUGCGAGAGAAAUGAGAAAUAUAAACAAAGAUUCUUUCCUCCUGAGGAAAUUCAUCAAAUCGAGUCUGACAGAAUUUUAGAAAUAUUAUGCGAAUUUAUAAUGCAGCCGGAGUGCACAGAAGAUGUUGCUGACUGUUUUCCAGAAUUAUUACCGGCACUCGUUUCAAUGGCGAUACCUGGAGACGACAUACAAUUAACUGCACUAAUUGACAAGGAUAUUAUUCAUAGAUUGAACUGCGUCAUACUAGGAAAACUGCUUCUAGUUAAUCAAGAUUUACUAAAAACAUUUGUUUUACAAUAUUUUGAUGUUAAUCCAGCACCAUUUGAAUUUUAUAACACAGAAAAUUCGUCUCUUGAAACUGUUACACCUGCAAAAAGACGAAAUACAAAGAAAUUAUCGUAUAAUGUAUCCACAGUAUCUGAAUAUGAUAUUGUUAUUGCGUGUUAUAACAUUUUGCAGUCUGCUGUCAGCCAUUUUAAACAUAAAUGGAAUUGGUCCAAAUUUUAUACAUAUUUGACAAAUGCAGAUGAUAGAGUAAAGUGGGCUGCCUUAAAAUGCAUAGCAAUAGUGUUAAACAUGUCUGAAUCAACAAGAUUAUUAUGUGCGCAAACAUUUAUUUCAAACUUUGAAAAAUUUUUGACUGAUUAUGAAGACAAAAGAACAAACAUCAGUACUGCUUGUGCGAAUUUGGAAUCGAUGGAAGAUAUAGUAAAAAAUAGCUCGUCUAUCAUAUCUGUCAGUGGCAUUUUGUUACCUACUCUUCAGAAGAAUCAAGACUUCAAUAAGUUAGUUCCAGUUUCGUCCACGACGAAAAAUCUGCAAAGUCUGGCAAUGGCCAUUGGCUCCAGGAAAUGUAUUUGCUUGCAAGGACCAGUAGGCUGUGGUAAGACAGCUUUGGUAGAAUAUUUAGCCAAAGUCACCGGACACGACACUUUGAAUUUCGUCAAGAUACAACUAGGGGAUCAGACUGAUUCGAAGAUGCUACUGGGAAUGUACAAGUGUACCAAUGUGCCCGGCGAAUUUAUUUGGCAACCGGGCGUCCUCACACAAGCAGUUAUCGCCGGCAAAUGGUUGCUACUAGAAGAUGUAGACAGCGCUGCUCUGGAUGUAAUCAGUGUUUUAAGCAAUUUGAUGGAAACAGGAAUACUGUGUGUACCCGGCUAUCGCGAUACUGUUUAUGCCAAUAGUAAAUUUCAAUUGUUUGUCACUCGGCGAUUGAUGACAUCUGCUACAGGCAUUCAAAAGCAUGUCACAGGAUCUUUGAGUUUAUUGCAGAAACAUUGGUUGUGUUUAAACGUGGAGCCUCUAUCCAAGAACGAAUUAGUAACUGUAGUCAAAACGCUAUUUCCAGUACUAAGUACUAUCGCUACUAGAAUAGUAGACGUGUUCUUAUUGUUUUCUGUAGGGCAUCACGAUAGUGAAAAUGACGCGAGUAAUGCUAUAGCAUCACUGAAGAUUGGACGACAAACGUCGACAAGAGAUUUGAUAAAAUGGUGUUCCAGAGCUAUCGUCGAUUUCGACGUUUCAUCGCCAAAUUCUUCAUUAAAAAUAUAUCAAGAUGCUUUGGACGUCUUUUGCUAUUCGGUGCCUAAUCCAAAUCAACGGUUAAACUUGGCUAAAUUGGUAGCUUCCAAACUCGGCAUUAUAGAAACUAAAGCGGAAUACUUCUGCAGUUUACACAAGCCUUCCAUAGAUUUGCGUUCCAAUGUUCUGACAGCGGGUAGAGCGCAAUUGCUUUGCAAGGAAACACAGUUCGCUCGUAGAACGUAUGUAGAAAAUACCAAUUUUUCAUUUACAAGAAUUUCCGCAUGUUUAUUGGAACGCAUAGCCAGCUGUAUCAUGCAAAAGGAACCUGUAUUGCUAGUCGGCGAGACAGGUACUGGAAAAACGAGUGCAAUACAGUAUUUGGCGAGAAGCACUAAUCAUAAAUUGACAGUUAUAAAUAUGAACCAACAAAGUGAGAGCGUCGAUUUAUUAGGCGGUUACAAACCGGUUGAUUUAAAGUUUCUGAUUUCACCUAUUCUUAAAGAAUUUGAGGAACUGUUUUAUAUUUAUUUUGCGAUAGAACCGAACAAACAGUACUUGGAUAGCAUAACUUUGUGUCACGACCAGCAUAGAUGGGAUGACCUUCUUGCUAAAAUGUUUCGAAGUACACUCGCCGCUGUGAGGACACAGAAAGAUAGAUUGCAAAAGUUACUGGAAGAAUUUAAGCUUAAACAAGACGAGAAAGGACAUUCCAGACUACUCAAUCAUCUAGAUAUGCUGAAGAAAUGGAAGAAAAUACGGGACAAACUUAAUAAACUCAAAACUCAAGUGAAGAGUCACUAUGCGUUCUCUUUUAUGGAAGGGAGUUUGAUCAAGGCUUUACGGAAUGGCGAUUGGGUUCUCUUAGACGAGAUUAAUCUGGCGAGCGCGGAGACGCUGGAGUGUCUUUCCGGUUUACUGGAGAGUUCUUCGGAAUCGCUAUCGUUGCACGAGCACGAUGGCGAGCCUGUGACUAGACAUCCUGACUUCACAAUAUUUGCCUGCAUGAAUCCGGCCACAGACGUCGGCAAGAGAGAUCUACCAGUCGGUUUGAGGAACAGAUUCACCGAAUUCUACGUCGACGAGUUAACUGCGCUACCGGAUCUUCGGCUGCUGGUGAAUUCUUAUUUGGAAACUUUACAUCUGCCUGUGAAGGUACACGAAGCCAUCGUGAAAUUCUAUUUGAAUGUGAGAAAAGAAGCUACGAACACGUUGUUCGACGGGACGGCGCACAAACCACAUUACAGUCUUAGAACACUUUGUCGCGCGUUAUAUAUUUCUGCGUCGAAUCCCUGCGGCAAUUUCCACAGAUCUAUGUACGAAGCCUUUUCUUUGAGUUUCCUGACGCAGCUGGAUUACAACUCGUAUCCAAUUGUACAGGAAAUGAUCACGAGAGCUAUUUUGCGUGAUCAAAAUGUCAAAGCCUUCCUUGGCAAUCCUAUACCGAAACCGAAAUGCAAUUCGGGCGAGGAGUAUGUGUGCAUCGAAGGAUAUUGGGUUCUUCAAGGAAGUUUAACGCCCGAGGUACCUAGCAAUUACAUAUUGACCGAUUCCAUCAGAAGAAAUUUGAGAGACCUGGUAAGAGUGGUCUCGAUCGGAAAAAUCCCAGUUUUAUUACAAGGUGACACAUCAGUAGGAAAGACCAGUUUGAUCACUUAUCUGGCGAAGACCACCGGACACGUCUGUGUCCGAAUAAAUAAUCAUGAGCAUACAGAUUUAGAGGAAUACGUCGGAAGUUACAUGGCGGACGAAACUGGCAAGUUGGUGUUCAAAGAAGGUAUCUUAGUUGACGCGAUGCGUAAAGGAUACUGGAUUAUCUUGGACGAAUUAAAUUUAGCUCCAAGCGACGUGCUGGAAGCUUUGAAUCGGGUCCUCGACGACAACAGAGAGCUCUUCAUACCCGAGACGCAGCAAGUCGUGAAAGCGCACAAACAUUUUAUGUUAUUUGCGACGCAAAAUCCUCCUGGUCUUUACGGCGGUCGAAAAGUCCUAUCCCGAGCGUUCAGAAAUCGAUUCGUAGAAUUGCACUUCGAUGAGAUUCCGCCGAAUGAAUUACAGACGAUACUCGGCAAGAGAUGCAACAUGCCCGAAUCGUAUUGCAAACAAGUAAUUAAUGUAAUGACGGAUCUUCAAAUAAGGCGUAAGAGUACAGCGGCUUUUGCCGGUAAGAAGGGAUUUAUAACUUUGCGAGAUCUGUUUCGUUGGGGCGAGAGGUAUAGAUUAGCACCCGAGGUAGGCAACAAGUUUUACGAUUGGAGUCAACAUAUGGCGGACGAGGGCUACCUCGUUCUCGCGGCUAAAGUCCGUCGAGCGGAAGAGGCAGACCAGAUAAGGCAAGUAAUAAAGAAGCAUCUGAAGAGAGACGUGGAUCCUGAGAGCCUGUUUACGUUGAACGACAAGACCUCGCCUGUGACGAGACGGAUUUUAGAGGAGAUCUUGAACAACAAGAUCUCAGGCUUUGAUCACAUCGUGUGGACUUAUCAUAUGCGUAGAAUGGCGGUGUUGGUGAAGAAAUCCUGCCAGUUCAAGGAACCGGUGUUGCUGGUCGGGGAAACCGGUGGAGGCAAAACUACAAUCUGCCAGCUGAUCGCCGCUAUCAACAAUCAAACCAUGCGCAACGUUAAUUGUCAUAUGCACACCGAAUCGUCCGAUUUCCUGGGAAAUCUGCGACCGGUUCGAGAGCGAGCCGAGGGUGAUCAGAGGCUCUUCGAGUGGGUGGACGGUUCUCUGAUAAAUGCGAUGCGUCAUGGCGAUCUGUUUUUAGCCGAUGAGAUCUCCUUGGCUGACGACAGCGUUCUGGAGAGAUUAAAUUCAUUGUUGGAACCGGAACGUAGUCUUCUGUUGACCGAGAGAGGAAUCGAGUCAUCAUGUGGUGAAGAAAACGCAGUGAUUGUCGCUGAUGAGAAGUUUGUAUUUAUCGGCACGAUGAAUCCUGGCGGCGAUUACGGUAAGAAGGAACUCUCGCCGGCCUUGCGGAAUCGUUUCACCGAGGUAUGGUGCGAAGGAUGUAUGGCGAGGAACGAUUGGCGCGACAUAAUAGCGCACAAUCUUCGCAUUGACUCGCAGUCGACGAGGGAGUCCGUCGCCAUCGCGAUAUUGAGAUUCACCGAAUGGUUGCACAUGACCGAAGUGGGCAAGAAGCUCACCGUGACCAUACGAGAUGUGCUCACUUGGGUCGAUUUUAUUAACACGUGCACCCAGUGCGACACACUCGUGUCGAAACUAUCAGUCGGAGAAGCGUAUUAUCACGGUGCUUGUCUCACGUACAUUGAUAGCCUCGGAUCUGGCUGCACAGGCUCGGAAAGCAUCGGCAAAUUGAGGGAUUUUGCAGAGGCAGCUCUCCGAUUUAUUAGCUCAGAAGUGGAAAAUACAAUAAAAUCUGAUCUUAAUAUGGAAACUUCUCGGAUAAACGAGAAAGCCGUUAUGGAUGCUUCAGACGUAUUUGGCAUAUCACCGUUUUAUAUAAAGAAAGGACCGCACAUCUUUCCUGAAAAUCACGUUUUCACAUUUACAACUCCCGCUACGAAGCUGAAUACGUUGAAGCUGUUAAGAGCAUUGCAAUUGAGCAAACCGAUUCUGCUGGAAGGAAGUCCAGGUGUAGGAAAAACCAGUCUAGUUUCCGCACUUGCCAAAGCCGCAGGACAGACUUUGCUUAGAAUCAAUUUAAGCGACCAAACGGACGUAUCCGAUUUGUUUGGCGCCGAUCUUCCUGUAGAAGGUGGAAAAGGCGGUGAAUUUGCAUGGCGGGAUGGGCCGUUUUUGCGAGCCUUGCGGGCCGGAUAUUGGAUCUUGCUCGAUGAAUUAAAUCUAGCCUCGCAAUCGGUUCUGGAAGGCCUCAACGCCUGCUUUGAUCACAGAGGAGAAAUAUACAUCCCCGAACUAGGAAAAACAUUCUUGGUUAAGCCUGGCACAAGAUUAUUUGGCUGUCAAAAUCCCUUACGGCAGGGUGGAGCCAGACGAGGAUUACCAAAAUCCUUCUUAAAUAGAUUUACCCAGGUUUCUAUAGAGAUGUUAAUGGAAGACGAUUUGAAAUUUAUACUCGGUGUGCAAUUUCCACAACUUCCUGUGGACUUGAUCAAUGACAUGGUACAGUUCAAUAGUAAAUUAGUGUCGGAAAUUGGCGUUGUGUGGGGACAUGCCGGGUCUCCAUGGGAAAUGAAUCUACGAGAUAUCACUCGAUGGUGCGAGACGACUAUCAAGGCUGCUUCUAAUAAAUAUCGUGGCAAUAAACGAUAUUUUAAUCCGGGUGAUAGUGUGGAGCUUAUUUAUGUUAAUAGAAUGAGGACUAAUGAAGAUCGGCAAAAGAUCUAUCAUAUAUAUCAAGAAAUGUUCUCGCCCGAAAAAUAUCCGCUCCCACCUAAUCAGUUACCGAUGCACAUCACAGCAGAUAAACUGUUCAUCGGCGAUGUGACGCUAAGGCGGGAAAAUUGUUGCGCAGACGAAGACUGUAAUUUGUUAGUGCUCAGAGAUCAGAGAACGACAUUAAAGAGUCUCAUGCAAUGCGUUAAGAUGAAUUGGAUGUCUAUACUUGUUGGUCCUUCCGGUUGCGGGAAGAGCAACGUGGUUCGUCUACUUGCUGCUUUGACGGGUCAGAAGCUGAAAUCCAUAGCUGUGAACUCUGCGAUGGACACGACUGAGAUAUUAGGUGGCUUCGAACAGGUGGAGGCAGCAAGAGACUCGGUCUCCUGGACAGUUCCUCUUCGUAAAGACUGGAGGUGCUCUUCGGUCUUGAAGUCAAACUCCAGGGAUCGGGUACCGCGAUAGAAUUGUCCUAUACAAUAAUUAUACAUUUAUAUGCAUUCGCCACAAGUUUAAUUAACAGUGUUUGCUGUUAUUUAAAUAAAAUUAUAUAGAUGAUCAUCUAGAUGAAACUUUGGCGUUAUCUUAUCUUAUAUAGACAAUAAGAAUAUGUAUUAUUUUGGUUUAGAAUCA
Nylanderia fulva is the source of this 6876-nucleotide messenger RNA. Lineage: Eukaryota; Metazoa; Arthropoda; Insecta; Hymenoptera; Formicidae. The record is from RefSeq and is a predicted model, not a curated record.